This is a messenger RNA of Sitodiplosis mosellana (orange wheat blossom midge), 10991 nucleotides long. It is a transcript of the gene trio, whose product is annotated as kalirin. Gene Ontology annotation, molecular function: guanyl-nucleotide exchange factor activity; ATP binding; protein binding. The record is from RefSeq and is a predicted model, not a curated record. The coding region runs from base 1360 to 10761 and encodes 3133 amino acids. Lineage: Eukaryota; Metazoa; Arthropoda; Insecta; Diptera; Cecidomyiidae. Gene Ontology annotation, biological process: protein phosphorylation; intracellular signal transduction; axon guidance. The transcript is spliced from 24 exons. Gene Ontology annotation, cellular component: cytoplasm.
AGUAACCCAUCGCACGGAGAGAGAAGAAAUACUCUGUUCAAUGGAAAGUUGAAGGCAAUUGGAAUAUGAACAACAUCGAUUCCAUUUCUGAUUUCUGGUCAAACGUAAAUUGUCCCGUGUCGAUUGGUUGUGAUAGAUUCUUUUUUUUUAGUUUUGAGACGCACACCGUGCAUAUAUAUAUGUGUGUGUGUGUUAGAUAUAAAGACAGGAUAAAAAAAGAAGAAGAGAAUAAAAUUUUCUGUGCGGAAUAUAUAGUGUGUAAAAUUUGUGUAUGUGUAUGCUUACACCGUCGACACAUUAAAAAACCAGUGACGACAAUAAACGGAAAAGAAGAAGCGAAAAAAUAUAGCAUACCGAAGAAAUGAAGAGAAGAGACGAGUAAUCGCAAUCAUUACCUAGGUUCUGUUGAACAAUACAUUAUCGAUGGCGAAAACAAACAAGUCACAAAAUAAACAAUACUCAAUGUCAUAUUUCAUGUAGAGCAUAACAAAUUUUUACUCAGUUUUUUUUCUUUCUGUUGUUGUUGAUCAUUUCGAAGAAUGCAUUCAGUGGUACAAAUCCAAUUCACCUACAUAUAAUAAUGAUCGUCGACCGGUGAUUGUAAUAAUUCAACAAAAACAGCAGCAGCAACAGAAAAAGUGAUGUACAAAACAGACUAUCGAAACGAAACAUUUUGUAAACGAGUAGUGAGAGAAUAUUUGAAAGUGAAAUGUAAAUGAACCCCCACGAGUGAUUGACAUGAUAUCAACAACACAAAAUGUUUUCAAUCAACAGCGGUGAUGAUAUCAUUUAUUAUUAUCAACCGUGUGGUGAGGCCAAAAACUGGCUGGGAACAACGAAAGAGAAUACAAUGUGAAAAAUGUGCUUAAAAUGUUUAUAUAGUUAUUUGGAUACAAACAAUGCGACAUGCAUAUCAAAGUGUAUGCGAGGUUGAUGGCUGCCACCGAAUAGACUAAACACUGACGAAGCAAUCAAAAAGAGAAGAAAAAUAAUAAUAAUUUUCCAACCCCAAACAUUUCGAUGACUAGACCAAAAAGUUGUAAAUAAUUUUAACAGAAAAAGAAGAGAAACAAAAACAAUUCUUAUGCACAUAAUUUGGUUCAGUUCGAAAUGACACAUUUUUAAAUGUGUGUACGGAAAUGCGUUACUCACAAUAAUUAUAAAAUUUAAAAUAAUAAAAAUAAAAUAAACAAGAAAUGAAAUAAUAACAACCGACGAAAAUAAUAAUGAAAUAAAACAGUCAACAAACACCAGCAUCAACAGAGGCAGCAGCACAAGUGUAUUGUGAGAAAGAUUAUUCGGACCGGAAAGUAAUAUAUAUAUACACAUACACGAAGACAGACACAAAAGGAAAUCAUAAUGGAUGGCCUAAGAGCAGCUGAUCUACUGCAAUUAUUGCAGGAGCGUUUCGUAUUAUUGACAGGUGGUCGCGAUCAACGAGGCGCUGCAAUACUCAGUUUUCCAGCCACACCGCGACGCGAUCGAGCCAAACCAGAUGAUAUUCGACGCUUACUCACCUAUUUGUUCACAUUACCCAGUGAAUCGGCCAAAGCACUUCGUUUCACAAUUUUAAUCGAUAUGCGCGGCAACAGCAAUAACAUGAGCACUGUCAAAGCGAUACUGAAAAUUUUACAGGAGCACUUUUGUUCCGUUGUACAUAGUGUUGUGAUCAUAAAACCAGACAAUUUCUGGCAAAAGCAACGUGCAUCAAUUUCUAGUCACAAAUAUAAAUUUGAAACGAAUACCAUAUCGCUAGAAGGUUUACAUAAAUUGAUUGACGUCAGCCAAUUGACCACGGAAUUUGAUGGUACACUCACAUACGAUCACAAUCAAUGGAUCGAAAUUCGAAUGGCACUGGAAGAGUUUCUCUGGCCAAUUGGUGAUAUGUUGGACCGCAUCGAAGACUUACAAGAGGAUAUAUCACGUAGUGACUUUGCCGAAGAUGUAAAUGGUGCCAAGCAUGGCAUCGAACAUCACAACGAUAUGAAGAAGAAAAUACUCAAAUUGCCAAUUGAAGAAUUGGAUUUGCAAGGGCAAAAACUGUUGACCAAAUUGAAUGCGGAUUCGAAUCGGCAAGAGCACCAUGCAUCACAUUCAUCGCAGAAGAAUCAUGCGCAAGUGCCAAGCAAUCCAGAUAUGGCAGCGAUAUUUCAACAAGUGCUACAGCAAUUGGACUCCGUGCAUAAGGGCCAACAGCACUUGUUGACCGUGUGGAAUCAUAAAAAGAUUAAAUUGGAUCAAUGCUUUCAAUUGCGGCUAUUUGAACAAGACUGUGAGAAAAUGUUUGACUGGAUACUACAUAACCGUGAUGUGUUUCAGAUGAGCUACGUUGAAAUUGGCCACAAUUAUUCGCUGGCAAAAAAUUUACAAGACGAACACCAAAAAUUUGCAAUGGCAUCCAUGAAUGUUGGUGUAAACAUCAAUCGCAUACUAGCCGUGGCCGCACGGUUAAUUGAAGGCAACCACUAUGCAGCUCAACAUAUUCGAACGGUGGCAAGUCGCCUGGAUCGAACGUGGAAAGAAUUUGCAGCUGGACUUGACGAACGAACAUCAGUAUUAGGAUUAAGUGUAUUAUUUCAUCAUAAGGCCGAACAGUAUUGUGAUAGUGUAGCAUCAUGGGCAGCUGCAUGUGAGGCAACUCAACCACCACCCUCCGAAAUACAAAGCCUCGAAACGGCAAUACGAACACAUCAAUCGUUAUACGAGGCAAUGUGUCAAGCAUAUACUGAGGUUCACUCGACGAGUAAGAAACUUCUUUAUCAGUUGGAUCAUUUGGUGCGAGUGUGCAAUCAACCUCCGCCACCAGGCGUCCCAGAUCAUCGCAAACAUGAUAACGGUGUGAAUCGAGUGGAGCGUGCCAAUCCGGCAGCUGAUUACAGUGAAGGUGCUUCACAUGUCUUGGCCGUUAUUCACGAAAUCCUUGGUCAUCAUCGAUCGCUCGAAAAUAAGUGGCAUGCCGAAAAGGUUCGACUGCACCAAACGUUAGCGCUACGCUUAUUCCAAGAAGAUGUGAAACAAGUGUUAGACUGGCUGGCCAACCAUGGCGAAGUGUUUUUGAGCAAAAAUACGGGCAUUGGCAAGAAUUUGCAAAAAGCACGAGUAUAUCAAAAGAGCCACGAGCACUUUGAGAAUGUUGCGCAAAAUACGUACAGCAAUGCGGAUAAACUAUUAUCGGCGGCAGAAGAUUUGGCUCGGUCGGGUGAAGUCGAUGCCAAUGAAAUAUUUUCCGUAGCGCGUGAAUUGGAAUUGCAUGUCGCCUCGUUUGCCAAUCGAGUUGAACAACGUCGCCGUCGUUUGGAUAUGGCAGUGUUGUUCUAUACGCACGAGAAGGAGGUAUCGAAUUGGGUUGCACAAUUGCGACAAGAAAUCAGUUCUGACGAUACAUUGCUGUCGCAGGAGAAUUUAGAGGGGACCGAACGAUUGUUGCAACAGUGCCAGGAUCAACAAGAUAGCACAUUGAACGGAUGCCUACAGACGAUUGCACAGGGUGAAGCGCUGCUGCAAGAGAUUCGUUCCAUGAGCGACAUGGACUCAACGGGAUCAAUUCAAGCCCUUGAAAUUGCCAUUGAAAAUUUAUCAAAGCAAAAAAUUGAAUUGGACGAACUGUGGACAGCACGAAAAUAUCGACUUGACUACUAUUUGCGAUUGCGAUACUUUGAACGUGAUGCCCUAGAAGUGUCAUCACAGUUGGAAAUGUGGGCAGAAGAGUUGCGUCACACGGAACUAUCACGUGACUAUGCAAAAGCUGAACAGUUUCUGCGGCUUCACAACGAAUCCGUUACACAGAUGCAAAAUACAACGUAUGAAGUAGUGCAACAAGGUCAAGAUUUGGUUGCAUUAUUUGAGGGCGCCGGUUUCAUUGCAAUGGCAGAUAGUACACACAAUGCACAGACACGCAUCCAACAUUUGCUGGAAUUUCUCAAUGACCGUGAACUCGAUCUCGAGGAAUUGGCCGAAGUGAAGAAAGUGAAGCUGGAGCAAGCGGUUCAAUUGUGUCAAUUCCAAAAUGAUGCAAACCAAGUGAUAUCUUGGAUACGAAAUGGUGAAGCAAUGCUCAUAGCCAGUUUCAGUACGCCGAAUUCAUUGCAAGAGGCCGAACAAUUGCGUAAAGAACACGAACAAUUUCAAGUGGCCGUGGAAAAGACGCAUACGUCAGCCGUUCAGGUAAAAUAUCGUGCCGAUGCUUUAAUCAGUGCCAACCAUUAUGAUCCGCAAAGUAUUCGUGACAUCGCCGAAGAGGUGACAAAGAAAUGGCAACAGUUAGUUACAUGUGCUGAAGAGCGACACAAACUGGUCACCGCUUCAAUGAAUUUUUAUAAAACAGCCGAACAGGUGUGCAGUGUGCUAGAUAGUUUGGACCGAGAGUAUCGGCGUGACGAGGACUGGUGCGGUGGUGGCGGUUCACCAGACAAACCACAAACCAUUGUACAAUUGAUUACAAAGCAUCAAGAGCAGAAAGAAGCAUUUUUGAAGGCUUGUACAUUGGCACGUCGAACAGCCGAAACAUUCCUAAAAUAUACGACACGUUCGCUGCAAUACUACGAAUACCAUCAGCAUGGAAGCUGUGAGGCUCGUGUUAAAUCGAUACUCGACAAGCUUUUGGCACAGGAAAAUCAAGUGCUUGAAUAUUGGACCACGCGCAAAAAGCGUUUGGAUCAAUGCCAACAGUUUGUGCUGUUUGAACGUUCGGCCAAACAGGCGAUCGAAUGGAUUCACAAUACGGGCGAAGCGUAUCUAUCAUCUCGCACGAAUGCAAUUGGCAAAAGCCGUGACGAAACGGAGAGUUUGCUGCGUGAACACAAUGAAUUCAAGGGCACGGCAAAGGAGACACGUGAACGCGUCAAAUUGCUGAUCCAAUUGGCCGAUAGUUUGGUUGAGAAAGGUCAUGCACAUGCCAGUGCAAUAAAACAAUGGGUUGCGGCCGUUGACAAUCGAUACAAAGAUUUCAGCAAUCGCAUGGAUACAUACCGUGAGCAAUUGGAAAAAUCAUUGGGUUUACCAGUUGCUCAAGACGAAACAACGUCCACGUCAUCACUAUCGUCGGCUGGUACGGCUGGCGAUCGACAUUCAGACCCAUCGCUUGAGGCAAAACUCAAUGCAACGGCCGCUUCGAAGGAGCUCAACGAAGAAAAACGUAAAUCGGCCCGUCGCAAGGAGUUUAUUAUGGCUGAACUGUUGCAAACCGAACGUACUUAUGUGAAAGACUUGGAAACAUGCAUUCGAUGCUUUUUGCAUGAAAUGCGAAACGGGCAAAAUGUACCGGCUGCCUUGGUGGGUAAAGAGGACACUCUGUUCGCAAACAUUGAGGCGAUUCAUGAAUUCCAUGAGAAAAUCUUUUUGCGCGAAUUGGAAAAAUAUGAAACGAUGCCCGAAGAUGUGGGCCAUUGUUUCGUUACAUGGGCAACGAAAUUCGAUAUGUACGUGAAGUAUUGCAAAAAUAAGCCACAAUCGAACAAUUUAAUGGUUCAACACAGUGGCACUUAUUUCGAAGAUCAGCAGCGCAAACAUAAAGUGGAACAUCCCUUGGCCGCAUAUUUGAUAAAACCAGUGCAACGAAUUACUAAGUAUCAGCUUCUAUUAAAGGACCUGCAGUCAUGCUGUGAUGAGGGCCAGGGUGAAAUUCGAGACGGUUUGGAGGUGAUGUUGAAUGUGCCGAAAAAGGCAAACGAUGCAAUGCAUUUGUCACACCUUGAACAAUGUGAUAUUCCCAUCGAUAAUUUGGGUGAAGUAGUGUUGCAAGACUCAUUUUUGGUAAUGGAAAACAAGCAGCUUAUUCGCAAGGGACGUGAACGUCGCGUGUUUCUAUUUGAAUUGUAUUUACUAUUUGCUAAAGAGGUCAAAGACUCAAACGGAACCAAUAAAUAUCAUUUCAAGCAUAAAGUGAUGACAUCAGAGCUCGGUGUCACCGAGCACAUUGAAGGUGACGAGUGCAAGUUUGCCGUUUGGACGGGACGGGCGCCGAUGAUGUCAGACUAUCGCAUUGUUUUGAAAGCCAAUAAUUUAGAAACGAAACAAAUUUGGGUGAAAAAGCUACGUGAAGUCAUUCAAGAGACAUACUUCUCGGGCGCAUCGUUAACAUUACCAAAAUCGCCAGCGAAAACCAAUAAAGUGACCGCAUCGUCACAACGAUCAUCAAAAGAUAUGGAAGAUACGCUGUGUGAAAAUGAUCAUGAUGGAAGUUCAUUGGCUAGCUUUGGAUCGGGCAAUACAACUGACAGUGAUAAGGCUGGAGGCAAUGUAGAAAUGACAUGGGUUCUAACGGACUAUACCGCAACACCGGGCACCAAUGAAGUGUCUGUGACAAAAGGACAACAAGUUGAAAUUAUUGAAACGGUAUGCAAUGGAUCCCCCGACUUUUGCUUGGUCCGUUUGAAUAUACACAGCGGAAGUGCAGCCGAUGGCAGUGGCACAAUCGAAGGAAUCGUUCCAAUUGCUGUGCUUAAACUUGCACCAUUCAUUAAAAGUGGUCAUCGGAAAGUAGGAGAUGACAACAAAGAAUCAAAUGAUAACAAUGAUCUGACAUUGUCGACAGAAAACGCAACCACAACAGCAUCACCCAUUAACAAACGAAGAGGUUUCAGCGGAAGAAAAUGGUUACCGCCACCACUUCGGAAAUUAUCUCAGGGAAAAGUGGACAAAACGACAACAUCCUCAGCAUCGUCGGCGACGGCGGUGGCAACAUCCUCAUCAUCGGCACCAAAUGAUCGGCCAUUAUUGAAGAAGAGUUCUGAAAAGGCCUUCAAAUUGGCGGCAACUGUCACCGCUGAAGAGGAGCAACCAUUAGCGCAGAAGACCAAUAUUAGUCGAUUCCGUGACAAAUCGAAUGCCGAUCAACAUCACAAAUCCGAACAUGACCAGCAGCAACAGCUCCAGCAGAGUCACACCGCUGAAGCGGAAAAUGAAGAAGAAGUCAUAUUACCACCACCAAUGAAACCCAUACACGAUUCGCAAGCAAUCAUCAACAAUGGACCAAAUGUGGUAGCAUCGUCGGUUGUUGAACAAAGCCCGUGCAAACGCACUUCUUCAUUAUCGUUGAAAACGCUGGAGGGAAAUGCAACCACUGAUUUAGAAGAAAUUGAACAAAUAGUUAAGGAGAAAAUGGAACAACAUGAAAGUACAAAAUUCAAACUUGCUAAAGCAUCGAAUGAUGGCUCGGAUUUUAAUUCAUCCACAUCAUCAGCCGUAGCAGGCAGUGCUAAUGGCGAUAACGACGACAAUCUACAGGAGAAUGACGUUGAAGUAGCUAUGCGAAAGCGAAUGUACGCACUCAAAGAGCUUGUUCAUACGGAGGAAGCAUAUGUGCAGGAUUUAUCGCUCAUUGUUGAUGGUUACAUACGCGAGAUUCGUGAUCCAGAUAGUGACAUUCCAAUGCCAGAUGAUUUAAAGGGCGGCAAGGAGCGCAUGGUAUUUGGAAAUGUAGAAGCAAUCUUUGAAUGGCAUAGGGACUUUUUCUUGAAGUCACUCCAAAAAUGUAUACAAAAUAGUAUAGAAUUAGGACCACUUAUAAAGCGUUGUGAACGAAAACUUCAUAUGUAUGUGAUCUAUUGCCGAAAUAAACCCGUUUCCGAGCACAUCGUGGCUGAGCAUUUUGGUUAUUUUGAAGAAAUUAGGUCCAAGCUCAAGCAUAAACUAGUUCUAUGUGAUCUAUUGAUAAAACCAAUCCAAAGGAUUACGAAGUAUGAAUUACUGUUAAGGGAUAUUUAUAAACACACUGAACGUGCUGGUAUGGUACAGGAGCUCCCGAGCUUACAGGAUGCCAUCUAUGUUAUGAAGGUUGUUCCAAAAGAAGCGAAUGACAUGAUGGAUGUAGGUCGUUUGCAAAAAUUCGAAGGGAAAAUAACAGCUCAGGGUAAUUUACUGUUGCAUGGUCCACUCCUUUGUACCGAAGGUACCAACAAUGCGGAGCGUAACUCGAGUGUGGCCAUCAAACCGCGUGAACUACAGGUAUUUUUGUUCCAACAAAGCAUCAUCUUCUCGGAAAUUGUUGGCAAGAAAACACAAUUCGUGAACCCUUCAUACAUUUACAAAAAUCACAUUCAGUUCAAUAAACAGGCAAUCAUUGAGGAAAUGUCUGAAAAUCGAUUCAUGUUGCGUUCAACGGAUCCUCAACGUCAAGAGAUUUGUUACGUCAUCGCCACACAAUCGACCGAACAAUGUCAUGAAUGGGUGGAUACGAUAAAGAAUAUACUGCAGCGGCAAUAUGAUUUAUUGAAAGCACUCCAAAGUCCUAUAGAGUACCAAAAAGAACGAAUGAAGGAAUCUUCAAUGGACAGUUCAAUGUUUCGCAACAGUAAUUAUUUGCGCAAAACAAUCUCCGUACCGUCAUCAGAUUUGCACAGCAGUAGUGGCAGCAGCAGUAUUACCACUUCCACAUCAUCAAGCAACAAUAAUGAACUCACCCAGAAGAAACUCUCACUACCACUCAAACUACAAUCGUAUAAUUCGAGUCACACGCCCCACAAUCACAGCGUUGGCGUUAAUAUUGUUUCUUCUGCAUCGUCAUCGUCGACAACAAAACCACAUUCGACCAAACGUUCGCUGCAUAUUUUCGAUAGCAUCCAAAGUAUAUUCCAAAUGAAUAAUCACCACAAUCAUAGUUUCAAUGAACGUCACCAUCACAAUAAUGACAAAAAACAUAAACACAACCACACACUAGACACAGCAUCUGCCAAACAUAACAGUUUUCGACAUAGUGACAGUCACAAUAAAUCAAAGAAGGACUCGUCGGACCAUCGAGAUACGAAAAAACAUGGUAACGUCACGGCCGCUACCGCCACCACCACUACUACCGUCGCCGAUACGAAUGCAACCAAUUUGGAAGCCGCUAGCAAAAUGCAAAAUGUCACACGUAUUUUAAUUAAUGCGACGAACCCGAACCAAUCAAACGUUGAUAGCUUUGGUGAACGGCAUGCAUUAAGUAAAGAGUUAAAUUUGAAUGCGUCCAACCAACCAUUGUUUCUCACGGAUGUUGGGCAGAAUAAUAUCAAACCACAGCAUCGCCGGUGGUCUGAAUAUAAAAAUUUGAAUUUGAUUAUUCCCGAAAAAACAAAUGAUUUCCAUAAUCGACGGCCAUGCACGACAUCACCAUCGAUCCAGCAUUACAGUCUCACAAAUUUGAAUUUUGAUUUUAAUCAGUCGUUAACAAUGGGCAACAAUGACGUUGACAUCAGCAAUAGUAACAAUGUAUCACCAGAAAUUGUGUCGCGAUCGAAAGACACCGUUGCCGAAGCAGGCCAGUCGGUGGUGUUGAGUUGCCAUGUUCGGAAUGGAAUGAAUGCAAAAACGGUUUGGCACAAAAUGGAACCAGACUGCAUGAUAAUCACGAAUUCAUCGACCAAAUACCAAUCAACGUAUACAACCACUGGCGAAGCACGUUUGCACAUCAAUAAAGUUGAGCCACAAGAUAGUGGUGUAUACGUGUUUGCGGUUUCAAAUCAAUUUGGUGGCAUUGUACAAUGUGCAAUCGGGCUAACGGUAAUACCGCCAACCGAAAAUGUGGACGCUGACGAUGCCACUUAUUGCACCGGUGUGUAUGUGGAAGUGGUGAAUCCGACAUCGGUUCGUGUUAGUUGGGACUUUUCGUCAUCGACCACAAACAGCUAUAUCAUUGAAUAUUGUCGAACCGGCACCAAUAAUUGGAUCAUAAAAGAUGAUAAACCAGUGCGAGCACGAUACAUUUUGAGUGGAUUGACACCGGGUGAAAGUUAUACGUUUCGUUUACUGUGUCCAAAUACAAAUAUUGCCAGUUUGCCCAGUGCAUCGAUUACAAUGCCACUCAGCGAACAACAUAUGUGGCAACAACAGCAGUUCAACACGCGAUACACGUCAUUGUCGGAACUGGGACGGGGACGUUUUUCAAUUGUUCGUCUUGCAACUGAUGCGGUGACCGGACAAAAAGUGGCACUAAAACAAAUUUCACGGAAAUAUCAAGAUUUGACCAGUACGCAAGAAGAAUACAAAUUAAUGGCCACCGCACAGCAUCCGAAUACCAUUCGCGCCUUGGCUCUGUUUGAAAAUGCACCAAUGCAGGGGAUUGACACCAUUGUUAUGGAAUUAGUUCAAGGUCCAAUGUUGUUCAAUUACAUUUGCCAAAUGGAUUCGUAUUCAGAAGCUGUUGUUCUACACUACAUGCGCCAGUUAUGUGAUGCUUUAAAUUGGUUGCACAAACGAAAUGUAGCCCAUUUGGAUAUAAAACCGGAGAAUAUAUUGGUGGGUCCUUCAACCAAAAUGGAUGCAUCUAAUUUCACAGCCGCCGCCGCAACAGCAGCAGCAACAUCAUCAAUCCAAUAUCAACAAUUGAAAUUGAUUGAUUUUGGUGAAGCAUUCGGUGCUCUCAACCGAAACACAAUUCUUCCCCCGUCAAAUCUGGAGUUCUCCGCACCCGAAAUGGUGAUCGGACAAGCGACCGACACAAGGACAGAUUGUUGGUGUUUUGGCAUUCUAUUGUAUGUCUUUCUGAGCGGUGUCUCACCAUUUUUGGAUGAUUCAGUCGAAGAAACUACGACAAAUAUUCUCAAAUGUGAUUUCUCAUUCCCGGAUGAGUAUUUCCACGAAAUUUCAAACGAUGCGAAAAAUCUCUUGCGACGUUUGUUGGUGCUACAGGGAAAUGCACGAGCAACCAUGGCCGAUUGCCAAACGUGCCCUUGGUUCAUACAAGAACCAGCAAACAAGCCUAUUUCGACCGUUAAAUUGGAAAAUUUUAACCAAAGAAGAAUGCGAAGUUCGGUUUCGUUGCUCCAGACAAGCUUCAAAAACAAUUAACUUGGCAACAUAAUCCACCAACUAAAGAUUGGAGCAAAUUACCGAAUUCCUCUCCAAAGUGACGAUAUUGUGAAUGUAAUUUUAUUUUCCGAGCUCUCCAGUGACACCAUGCAACAAUUUCAUCUCUAAAAUGUAUUAUCAAAAUAUCAAAUAGAUUAAAUUCGUAAUUGUAACGUCAUUGCGCGACUGAGAAAUAAAAGAAUGAGUCUAUCGAGACAUUGUAGAGAGAA